CCGGUUGCCGCCAUGAUAGAACAACAGAAGCGUAAGGGCCCAGAGUUGCCGCUGGUUCCAGUCAAGCGGCAGCGGCAUGAGUUGCUACUGGGAGCGGGGUCGGGCCCGGGAGCCGGGCAGCAGCAGGCGACGCCGGGAGCUUUGCUGCAAGCGGGACCUCCAAGGUGUUCCUCCCUUCAAGCCCCAAUCAUGCUGCUCUCUGGACAUGAAGGGGAAGUAUACUGCUGCAAGUUCCACCCCAACGGAUCCACCUUAGCAUCUGCAGGAUUUGACCGACUGAUAUUGUUGUGGAAUGUCUAUGGUGACUGUGAUAACUAUGCCACACUGAAAGGACACAGUGGAGCAGUGAUGGAAUUGCAUUACAACACAGAUGGCAGUAUGCUCUUCUCAGCAUCCACAGAUAAAACUGUGGCUGUGUGGGAUAGUGAAACAGGCGAGAGGGUUAAAAGGCUAAAGGGACAUACCUCCUUUGUGAAUUCCUGUUAUCCAGCCAGGAGAGGCCCUCAGCUUGUCUGCACUGGCAGUGACGAUGGCACAGUUAAGCUUUGGGACAUCCGGAAGAAAGCAGCCAUCCAGACAUUUCAGAACACGUACCAGGUGUUAGCUGUGACCUUCAAUGACACAAGUGAUCAGAUUAUUUCUGGUGGAAUAGACAAUGAUAUCAAGGUCUGGGACCUGCGCCAGAACAAGCUAACCUACACCAUGAGAGGCCAUGCAGAUUCAGUGACUGGCCUGAGUUUAAGUUCUGAAGGCUCUUAUCUUUUGUCCAAUGCAAUGGACAAUACAGUUCGUGUCUGGGAUGUCCGGCCAUUUGCCCCCAAAGAGAGGUGUGUAAAGAUAUUUCAAGGAAAUGUGCACAACUUUGAAAAGAACCUUCUGAGAUGUUCUUGGUCACCUGAUGGAAGCAAAAUAGCAGCUGGCUCAGCCGACAGGUUUGUGUAUGUGUGGGAUACCACAAGCAGGAGAAUAUUAUAUAAGCUGCCCGGCCAUGCUGGCUCCAUCAAUGAAGUUGCUUUCCACCCUGACGAGCCCAUCAUUAUCUCAGCAUCGAGUGACAAGAGACUGUAUAUGGGAGAGAUUCAGUGA
Molecule: messenger RNA, 1086 nt
Organism: Macaca mulatta (Rhesus monkey)
Lineage: Eukaryota; Metazoa; Chordata; Mammalia; Primates; Cercopithecidae
Gene: SNRNP40
Product: small nuclear ribonucleoprotein U5 subunit 40
Cellular component (GO): catalytic step 2 spliceosome
Molecular function (GO): RNA binding; protein binding
Source: RefSeq, marked validated